Clonostachys solani is the source of this 1020-nucleotide messenger RNA. The record is from the annotation of a GenBank genome assembly. Lineage: Eukaryota; Fungi; Ascomycota; Sordariomycetes; Hypocreales; Bionectriaceae.
AUGAACAAGAAUGAAGGCAUUAUCAUUUACAAUCAUCCUAAGUCUACAUCUCGAAAUUCGCAUCCCGGAUUUUUCGAAGCAUUCCGACUAUUAGGAUCAGCAAUUAUAUGUAUCUUCUUUCUCUCAGCCCUCAUCAUCAAGGCUUCUCCUUUAUUAUGUCCUUUACUAUGCGGCAGGGAGACUUUGCACAACUCUCCGCCUUCUUCCCCGGCUGCCAUCCUGCCAGUCUCAUGUCAUUCCCAUAAUGACUACUGGAGAGAAAGACCGCUAUUCUCAGCCUUGGAGGCUGGCUGUGUGGGCGUUGAAGCUGAUGUCUGGGCCUACAAGGAUGAGCUAUUUGUUGCCCAUAGCCUUGACACCAUGGUGCCAAAUCGCACCCUGAAGUCGAUGUAUCUCAACCCGCUUAUCCAGCAGUUGGAAGACACAGGAACGUCUCUGUCUGCUCUACCAGCUACGGCACCCCGGGGCCUAUAUAAAUCCCGCCCGACACAGACAUUGGUGCUCCUAGUGGAUUUCAAGUCACAUCCAGAAAGCACUUGGUCGCUCCUGAUGAGGCAAUUGGAGCCUCUUCGCCGGUCUAUGUUUCUAACAUCAUACGUCAGCAAUCAGAAGAUCACAAGACCCAUCACCGUUGUCGUGACUGGGGAUAUCCCGGCACAUGUGCUGAAUCAAGAUGAGUCUGCUGCACCCCGCGAUGUGUUCCUCGAUGCCCCUCUCUCAAAUGUACAAAGUGGUCUUUACGAUGCCGCCAACUCCCAUUGGGCCAGCAUGUCUCUCCCAAAAUUAGUCGGAAGAGUCUCGCCUUCAGGCUUAAACUCAUUACAGUUGGACAAAAUUCGAAGCCAAGUUCGAUCAGCCCACGAUCACGAACUCCAAGUACGCUUUUGGAAUUUGCCGACCUGGCCCAUUGGGUUGAGAAAUAAUAUAUGGGCCUCAUUGCGGGAAGAAGGUGUUGAUAUUCUCAAUACCGAUGACCUCCAAAACGCAGCAAAUGUUCUCAGAGAAGACGAUACCCCAUAA